GCUGUGACGUCAUUAAGACUCAGCCCAUAUAAACAAGACAGUCCUGCUAAACAAACACGCAAGAGGUCGCGACGACGAUUAACGAGCAUAAUUCGGACACGCGCUGAUAUAUCGGGUACGCGGACAUGAAGCUCGUGUUAUAGACGAUCCGAGCACGAGCGUCGAUCUGUGGCGAUGGAUCGAGGCGAGUGUCGCAUGAGCGGCGGUGGUGGAGGAGGUCUGAUCUCACUGGAUGAUCUCGAGUCCGUGUCUGAGGAGCAGCUGUCUUACAGCGCCGAGGACGAGCACGAGGAGAUGGUGGAGGAGCAGGACAGACUCCUGAACUACUGGACAGAUGUGGCGCGAGGGCACCAGGUCGACGUGCCCACCGACAUGGCUGAACCCAUUCAACAGAUCACAAGCAAUAAUGAUGGAAGACACACGCGUGAGAAGGUCCCGUACACGCUCAUCACACGCAAGGAGAAGUGUGGAGAGGUGUUGUGGGAGAAGAGACAAUAUGAGAAGGCUAACUGGGCGUGUAUCACAGUCUAUGAAGACACGUAUGAACAGAGCAUCUGCUACGGCUUCAUGAAGAUCAUGAAAUACAUCUGUCAGCAGAACUCGGCAGGCAGUUAUCUGGGAAUGACGAUACCCAUCGUGACGGUGGUCCGUACAGAUGACAUGCACACCACCCUGUCUCGGGCCGUUACUGUAGCGUAUUACCUGCCCACCUCACACCAGAGUGACCCGCCGCGGCCGUCCGACCCUGAGAUUGUCAUCGAGCACUGGCCCGGCACCAUCAUCUACAGCAGGCCGUUCGCCGGUGCCACGAACGAGCUGUCAAUCAUUGGUGAGAUCAGCGGUCUGGCAGAGGUCCUCGACUCUUCGGCUGUUUGUGUGAAUGACUCCUUCAUUGUGGCCGGAUACACAAACCCCGCGGCGGUCAAUCGUCAAAACGAAAUCUGGUUCCAUGAGAGGCCGUGAGCUGCUCGCCAAAAACGUACGUUCCCCUUACCCACAAUCCUCUGCCCCUCCACUGUGGACUGAGAACAGUUGUAUUUCUACACAUGUGAGCGGUUAUUUGUGUCUGCCGUAUUUCUCUGUUCGUUCAUUUAGGUUGAUUGAUUUAUUCUGUCUAGAUGAGUUCUGAUUAAAGAGCUGAAACUUACACACGCCAACGCAAACAUCACUGUCCAAAGAACACUAUGUGAUCAUCACAACGUGUGAUGCAGUAAGACAAUCAUACAUCCUCCAUGACCACAGACAGCCUGUCUCACUCUCUGCCUGUUCGACUUGUGUGAUAGACACUCGCGUAAACAAAUAGAUAAAUAUAUAUAUAUAUGUUGACUGUCAUAGUGCUAUUUUGCUUGAAUAUUUUUGUAAAUAAAAGAGAGUUUAGAAGUGUAUAUAAAGCGAACAUCACUAUCAUCUGCGACAUCACAGCAGAAGGUGACAUGAAACUAGGGUCUGAUGUCGCGUUUCAGUUGAGUUUAUUAUUAUAUUAUUGAGUAACAUCACUGAGGAUGAGUGUGAAAUUAUGUGUUGGAUCUGAUGGAUGUCAGAUGAUCAGAUCACUGAAGGUUGAGGUUUUUUGUCCUCCUGUAUGUAAACUAUAAACUCUAUGAGAAGAUGAAACUACAGCUUCUGUGAAUUUCUGCACUGCUUUCUUCGUUUUUGCUUUCUGUGAGAGAAUAAAGUUCUUCUGAAACACA
Triplophysa dalaica is the source of this 1691-nucleotide messenger RNA. It is a transcript of the gene soul3, whose product is annotated as heme-binding protein soul3. The transcript has 5 exons. Bases 175 to 963 code for a protein of 262 amino acids. NCBI's taxonomy places the organism in Eukaryota, Metazoa, Chordata, Actinopteri, Cypriniformes, Nemacheilidae. The record is from RefSeq and is a predicted model, not a curated record.